ACAAGUACAGGACGACUUUAUUUCAGGGUAAUAAACGCACACUUUUUACACCGUCUUAUCGCAUUUCUCAAUUGCGGAGUGGGCGUGGUCCGGAGUGACUUGCCUUGCAGCCCAGUAAAUUCACGUGAUAUUUCCUUGGUAAGCGCCGCGCGCCGCAGUAUGGCAGCAGUGGCGUUAACACGGUGCCGAAGAAGAGCUUUUCAGGCUUUGGGUUAUGGAGCAGUGCGGCUUCUUUCACCUACAUGUCUCCAGGGAGUCCGACAGAAGUCCAGUACGAUCCAGUAUGUUUCCCGGCCGGACCUCUCGAAGCUGGCCUAUCGCAAAGAGAAAAGAAACAGUCCCGGUGUGAUGUUCCUGCCUGGUUACGGCUCUAACAUGAACGAACCAAAAGCUGAAGUUUUAGACGACUUCUGCAGGGCGUUAGGUUUUUCAUAUCUCAGGUUUGAUUAUUCCGGUCAUGGAGCAUCAGAAGGAGUUUUCUCUGAGGGAACGAUUGGAAGCUGGAAGAAGGACGUUCUUUUUAUGUUGGAUGAAGUUGCAGAAGGGCCUCAGAUUCUGGUUGGCUCCGGCAUGGGCGGCUGGUUAAUGCUGCUCGCCGCUAAUGCUCGCCCCAAGAAGACUAGCGGUCUCUUGGGCAUUUCAACAGCAGCUGAUCAUUUUCUCACAGCAUUUAAAUCACUUCCUUUGCAGAAAAGAAAGGAAGUAGAAGACCAGGGCGUGUGGACGAUCCCGACCAAAAGCAACAAUGAAGGCAUGUACACUGUUAGCAUGGACUUGCUGAAGGAAGCAGAAAACCACCGUUUGCUGAACGGCCCCAUCCCCAUCACCUGCCCCGUACGUCUCAUCCACGGGAUGAAGGAUGAGGAUGUGCCGUGGCACGUCUCCAUGCAGGUGGCAGAGCGCCUGCUGAGCAAGGACGUGGACAUCAUCCUCCGGCGCCUCGGGCAGCAUCGCAUGGCCGACAAAGAUGACAUCAGUCUCAUGGUGUUCACCCUCGAUGACCUCAUCAGCACACUGACCUACAUGGACUGGCAGCCAGGAUGGAAACAGCUGGAACCCCAUUUUUAAACAACUAUAUUGUUUUUAAACAACUAUAUUGCAAUCUUGUAUAAACUUAUAAAACAACAACAAACAACUACUCAAUUUACUACAUUUGUUACAAACUAUUAAAAACUAUUAAAUUAUAAACCACCAACUUUCAAUAAAAAACAAUUAUUUACCUUCAAUUUCUAUUUCAAUCUGAGCAGGCUGUCCUGAACUGCUCACACCUUUCUGUUUUCUCUUUUUUUAUUAUUAUUAAUAUUUUUUUCCUCUUACCCUGCUGUCUCCACGUGCAUUGAAGCUCCUCAGUGGCGAUCCAUCCCUAGGACCUCUGUCAGCCACUAUACUAAAUAAUUUAAACUAUUUGUAGUAUAUGCAGUGGGUGGUACUAGUGGGUAUGCCCACAGACGUACUGCGCAUGCACCACCUGUUCAUGUUGAAGUUCGUGUGUACUGAUUAAAGUGAGGAGUCUAUGACUAAACUCUGUUGUGUGUGCAUUAUUGCUAAUGAGACAAACAAAGCAUACAACACAUAUAAUGUUUAAAUUGUCAUUUUCUUUACUGUAACAAAACUGCAGAAUCUCCAUCAACAAAUUGUAAAUAAAAUAAAUUACAAAGUAAUGAA
Molecule: messenger RNA, 1665 nt
Organism: Clarias gariepinus (North African catfish)
Lineage: Eukaryota; Metazoa; Chordata; Actinopteri; Siluriformes; Clariidae
Product: palmitoyl-protein thioesterase ABHD10, mitochondrial-like
Exons: 5
Coding region: 160-1068 (302 amino acids)
Biological process (GO): protein depalmitoylation
Cellular component (GO): mitochondrion
Molecular function (GO): palmitoyl-(protein) hydrolase activity; hydrolase activity, hydrolyzing O-glycosyl compounds
Source: RefSeq, a predicted model, not a curated record